Molecule: messenger RNA, 1023 nt
Organism: Adineta steineri
Lineage: Eukaryota; Metazoa; Rotifera; Eurotatoria; Adinetida; Adinetidae
Source: the annotation of a GenBank genome assembly
AUGGUAAAAAUAAUUCAUGUUAAUAAAAUUCAACUGAAUAAUCAAUCAAUAGAACAAAUUAAUCAACAUCAAUUAAUGAAUAAUAGAUUUAUUCUAUCUGACAAUGUAAAACGUCCUUCUAUCAUUAUUCAACCAAUAUCAUAUCAAUGGAACAACAAUCAAGUAGUUCCCCAUGAUCAACAGACUCGAAUUAGUCUAAAUAAAAGGAAUUUAUUUGAUUAUUCGAACAAUAAUCUAUUCGAGAAUAGAUAUAAAAAUAAAGAAGAAAAUCAUCGACGAAAAAGUAUUGCAUUCCCAUGGUUAAAAUUAUGGUGUUGUUGUUUGAUAUGUGCAGCUUUAAUACUUAUUGGAUUAAUUGUCACUAUUGCUAUUCUUAUUUCUCUACAUAAUUCCAAAAUGACAACGUCUAUGACUUCUACUUAUACUACAACAUUAACUACAAGUACAACUACAAUAAUAUCUCCAUCAAAUUGGCUAAUAAAUGGUGAUGGAGAAAGUGGAUCAUGUUCAACAAAUAAUAGUGUUGUACAUCCAACAGGUUGGAAUUUUAAUGGAUCAAUAACACAAGUAUAUUAUAAUAAUAGUGAAGCUAAUAUAUUAUCGACAGAUCCUGGACCAAAUAAUCGUGGACGAUGUUUUUUCUAUGGUGGACCAUCACCAUUCGAUAGUUCAAUGUGGCAAUAUGUAAAUAUGAGUAAUUUAAUAAAUCCUAUUUUGAUUGAUAAUCAAACGAUCUAUUUCAAUUUCUCUGCAUGGAUUGGUGGAUAUCAAGGGCAAACUGAUAAUGCACAAGUUUCAUUAACAUUUUUAAAUCAAAUAAAUCAACAAGUAGGUAGUAGUUUUACUCUUGGUCCAAUAACAAAUACACAACGAUCAAAUCAAACAUCAUUACUUUUUCAAUCAUCUAAUGGAGUUGUACCUGUUGGAGCUCGAUCUUUCUUAGUAAUGGUUAAAAUAAAUUUUUUUCAAGGAUAUGAUAAUGAUGGAAAUAUUGAUAAUAUUGAUCUUUAUUUACAUCAAUAA